GUUUAGGUACCUGGUUAUCACAUGACCCGGCUCCCCGAACUAAAAUUGCCGAUCUCGAACCUCCGAAUCCUUUGAUAGGGGCAAGUCAUGGGUGAAAACGAGCACCAGGACAUUUAUGUCCUAGUCACUGGAGCCAACAGCGGCCUGGGCUUCUCAAUAUGCUGCCGCCUCGCCGACGAAUUUCUCUCUUCACACCCUGAAACACGAUCUCUGACCGUCCUAUUUACUACUCGGAGCACGCGCAAAGCCCAAGAUACCCAGCGCCGCCUCGAAAAGCACCUCCAAUCCUCCUCAAACCCCUCCGCCGCCACACGGGUGAAAUUCGUCCCCGAGAGCGUCGACCUCGGCGACCUUCUCUCCGUGCGCGCACUCUCUCGCCAACUUCUACAGAAAUAUCCCAAGCUCGAUGCUAUUGUCCUGAAUGCCGGACUUGGAGGUUGGUCCGGACUUAACUGGCCAGCCGCUGUCUGGGGCGUGUGCACCGAUCUCGUCCAGCAGGUGACAUGGCCAACAUAUAAGGUCGCACCCGUGGGUGUGUUGACGGAUAGACAAACGGAAGAAAAGGAUGAGCCACCACUGGGAUCUGUGUUCUGCGCCAAUGUCUUCGGUCACUAUAUGCUAGCGCAUAAUGUGGUUCCGCUGUUGAAACGGGCGCGUACUCCCAAUGGACCGGGCCGAGUGGUCUGGGUCUCGAGUAUCGAGGCCACGGUCAAGUUGUUCGAUGUCAAUGAUAUCCAGGGUCUUCGCACUAAAAAGCCUUAUGAGUCGUCCAAGGCUCUGACGGACGUCUUGGCCCUGACGUCAAAUCUCCCCAGCGCGGCUCCGUGGGCUGUGGAUAGCUUCAUGCGCGACGAUUCCCAGGAUCAGUCAGUUAGUUCAAACACGCCUACCAUGUUCGUGUCGCACCCCGGUAUCUGCGCCACCACUAUUGUUCCGCUUGCCCUACCCCUCAUCUGGGCUAUGUUGAUUGCGUUCUGGGCCGCGCGCAUGUUGGGUUCCCCGUGGCAUCCCAUUACCACAUAUUUGGGGGCCAGCUCCCCCGUCUUUCUGGCUUUGUCAUCAAAAGCUGCGCUGGAUGCUGCCGAAGCACCCUAUCGCCAAGCAGGCGGUGGGCGAGCGAAAUGGGGCUCGGGCGCCGAUCGGCGCGGCGUUGGAACUGUCAUCUGCACGGAGACCGAUAGCUGGGGCUACGGCGGUGUUGUUGGAACUCCUGUCGUCGAGGCUGAUCGACAACGGCGUCGGAAGCGUGGUGCGAUGGACCUCACCAGCGAAGACAAGGAGAAGUUUGAGGAGCUUGGCCGCCAAUGUUGGAAACAGAUGGAGGAGCUGAGGAUUACGUGGGAUGCGAUCCUGGACCGGGCCGAGAAGAACACCGGCUUGAAUUGA
This is a messenger RNA of Penicillium cinerascens, 1386 nucleotides long. RefSeq names its product 3-keto-steroid reductase. Gene Ontology annotation, biological process: ergosterol biosynthetic process. Gene Ontology annotation, cellular component: mitochondrial outer membrane; endoplasmic reticulum membrane; lipid droplet. The transcript is spliced from 2 exons. Gene Ontology annotation, molecular function: 3-beta-hydroxysteroid 3-dehydrogenase (NADP+) activity. The record is from RefSeq and is a predicted model, not a curated record. Lineage: Eukaryota; Fungi; Ascomycota; Eurotiomycetes; Eurotiales; Aspergillaceae. The coding region runs from base 88 to 1386 and encodes 432 amino acids.